Molecule: messenger RNA, 1278 nt
Organism: Nylanderia fulva
Lineage: Eukaryota; Metazoa; Arthropoda; Insecta; Hymenoptera; Formicidae
Product: 4-vinylanisole receptor-like
Biological process (GO): detection of chemical stimulus involved in sensory perception of smell; sensory perception of smell
Cellular component (GO): plasma membrane
Molecular function (GO): olfactory receptor activity; odorant binding
Source: RefSeq, a predicted model, not a curated record
AGCUUAACGAAUAUUAAAAUACUGUCAGAAAUGAAACUAAUUACUAGGGAACGUUCGUCAAAAACGAUUCUAGCAAAUAAAAACGAUUUUAAUUACGCGGUGCAAGUGACUCGCGUUAUUCUGCGAAUGGUUGGCGCAUGGCCGAUCCCGAGAUUCGGGUCCAACGCGGAAAGAAUCGUGAUUCGUUUGCAGAACGUUGUUUGCUUUUUCUUAUGUGCGUUUAUUCUUGUACCGGGUCUUCUAUUAAUAUUCCUAAAAGUACGCGAUGUCAAACGAAGAAUCAGAUUAGCGGGGCCGCUUUUGAACUGUUCGAUGGGUUGCAUAAAAUACAGUCUAUUCCUUUAUUAUGGAAAACAAAUCCAAUCGUGCCUAGAACAGGCACAGCAGGAUUGGCAAAACACAACCAACUCGAGCGAUCGAAAAAUUAUGCUGUCUAAAGCGAAAACGGGCCGAAAGUUCGCAAUAUUCUCCGCCGCAUUUAUGUACAUCGGCGGACUGAGUUAUCGUACCAUCGUACCCCUUUCAAAAGGACGAAUAUUGACGCCGAUGAAUACUACAAUAAGAAUUCUCUCAUGUCCAAGUUACUUUGUUAUUUUCGAUGAGCAAGAGUCGCCGGCAUACGAGAUUGUCCUUAUCGUGCAAUUCUUUGCUGGAUUACUUACUUAUUCGAUGACGUGUGGUGCAGCCGGAUUAGCGGCAUUCUUCAUUAUGCACAUUUGCGGACAGCUAAGCGUUUUAAUCGGUAAACUGAAGCAUCUCAGUGACAUGACAGAACCCAAGGAUCGAGCUGUCGCAACUUUGCUGGCUGAUAUUGUGGAACAUCAAAUAAGAGCGAAAAAUUUUUUGACACAAGUGGAGAACACUAUGCGAUUCAUAUGGUUAGUGGAAAUAGUAGGAAGUACUUUACUCCUAUGUCUCACAGGAUAUUAUGUUAUUAUGGAAUGGGAGAAUAGCGAUUCUACAGCCAUGUUAACUAUGUUUGUAAUACUUACGUCUUUCACUAUUUCUCUUUUUACUAAUUGUUAUGUCGGUCAACUUUUGACAGAUCAGAGCAUCAAGGUUGGAUUAACAACAUCCACGAUGAAAUGGCAUCAUCUUCCAAAUAGAUGGGCUCGUACUUUAAUCCUGGUAAUAGCAGUUUCCAAUAUUCCAGCAAAAAUCACCGCAGGCAGAAUGAUAGAAAUGUCGCUACCCACAUUCGGUAACAUUAUCAAAACAUCGAUGGCAUACUUUAAUCUGCUUCGAAAAUUCAUUAUGUAAUUUCAUAUCUUCAAUGAA